This is a messenger RNA of Xenopus laevis (African clawed frog), 5023 nucleotides long. It is a transcript of the gene rtel1.L, whose product is annotated as regulator of telomere elongation helicase 1 L homeolog. Gene Ontology annotation, biological process: negative regulation of t-circle formation; telomeric loop disassembly; negative regulation of DNA recombination. The transcript has 34 exons. Gene Ontology annotation, molecular function: nucleotide binding; DNA polymerase binding; helicase activity. The record is from RefSeq and is a predicted model, not a curated record. Bases 82 to 3732 code for a protein of 1216 amino acids. NCBI's taxonomy places the organism in Eukaryota, Metazoa, Chordata, Amphibia, Anura, Pipidae. Gene Ontology annotation, cellular component: nucleus.
CCGUUAGCGCGCGAAGCACAAACCUGGACUGGAGGCCGGAAGUGAGGGAGCGACGGGCUGUAAGGAGUUUGAAGUGUGGAGAUGCCGCAGGUGCCGGUGGCCGGUCUGACUGUGGAUUUCCCGUUCCACCCAUACAAAUGCCAAGAGGAUUAUAUGGCCAAGGUCAUCCAGUGCCUGCAGCAGGGUGUAAAUGGGGUGUUGGAGAGCCCCACAGGCACUGGGAAGACGCUUUGCCUCCUCUGUGCCACUCUGGCUUGGAGACAGCACUUUAAGGAUGGGAUUAGUGCCCGUAAAAUCGCAGAGCGCAUGAAUGGAGCAGAACUCUUCCCGGAGAGACCAACAGCAGAGUGGGGCAGUGCGGCAGCAGAUGGACAGGCCUCUGGUACUGCCUAUUACAGUGAUGUGCCCAAGAUUAUCUACGCCUCCAGGACGCACUCCCAACUGACGCAAGUUAUAAGUGAACUGAAGCACACAACGUACAGGCCAAAGGUUUGUGUGCUUGGCUCCAGGGAACAGCUGUGUAUCCACCCCGAAGUAAAGAAACAGGAGAGUAACCAUGCCAAGGUCCACAUGUGCCGUUCAAAAGUUUCCACCCGUACCUGUCACUUCUACAAUAACGUUGAGGAAAAGUGCACAGAAAAGGAUUUGACUAACCAUAUUUUGGAUAUAGAGGAUCUGGUGAAGAGCGGCACCAAACACCGAGCCUGCCCCUAUUAUCUGUCCCGCAAUCUCAAGCAGCAAGCUGACAUCAUAUUUAUGCCCUAUAAUUACCUGCUGGACCCUAAGAGUCGCCGGGCCCAUAACAUUGACCUGAAAGGCACAGUGGUGAUAUUUGAUGAGGCUCACAAUGUGGAACGAAUGUGUGAGGAUUCAUCUUCUUUUGACCUGACCCCAUAUGAUUUGGCAUCAGGGAUUGAUGCAAUGGAUCUGGUACUAAAAGAACAAAUGGAGACUGUAGAACAGAAACGCGUUCAGGCAGAAUUCAACAUGGAUUCCCACAAUUCGGGUCUAAAUCUGGAGCUGGAGGAUCUUGCCAAGAUAAAAGCCGCCCUUAUGCAGUUGGAAAAUUCCAUCGAGUCUACGCAGCUUCCUCCUGGUGGGGGUGGAGCCACCAAGGACGGGAGUUAUAUCUUUCAGCUCUUUGCUGCUUCCGGCAUCACCUUUGAAACCAAGACCCAACUGCUGGAGUCUCUGGAACAGAUCAUACAGCACGUGGGUGGAAGCUCUGGAAUCUUCACCAACGUGAUGGGGCUGCAAAAACUGGCAGAUAUUAUCCAGAUUGUGUUCAGCAUGGACCCCCCAGAGGGCGCUAAUGUGUCAAGCUUCAAUCAGAAGAUCUCCAAGUACUACAAAGUUCACAUCCACCCUGAUACUAGCCAGCGGAAAAAGCCUCGUGGGGACAUUUGGAGUAACAGCAAAAAGCAGGGAGGAAAAGUUCUCAGCUAUUGGUGCUUCAGCCCAGGAUACACUAUGCAUGACCUGGUGAAACAGGGAGUUCGAUCCAUCAUCCUGACCAGUGGGACCCUGUGCCCCCUUUCCUCCUUUACCAUGGAGAUGCAGAUCCCUUUCCCUGUAUCACUGGAGAACCCCCAUGUUAUAGAUAAGCACCAGAUCUGGGUGGGAAUUGUUCCCCGUGGCCCUGAUGGCUCCCAGCUCAGUUCCUCCUUUGAUAGGCGGUUCACUGAGGAAUACUUAUCCUCCUUGGGAAAAACUAUUGGUAAUAUUGCUCGUGUUGUUCCUCAUGGGCUCCUGGUUUUCUUUCCAUCCUAUCCUGUUUUGGACAAGAGCAUUGAGUUCUGGAAGGAGCGGGGCCUCUCUGCAAAGAUAGAGGAUGUGAAACCCAUGUUUGUGGAGCCUCGAGGGAAAGGCUCAUUCACGGAGGUCAUCGAUGCUUAUUAUGAUAAGAUCCAAAGUGCAAAUGGCAGCGGGGCCAGUUUCCUGGCAGUGUGCCGGGGCAAGGCCAGUGAAGGGUUAGAUUUUGCUGACUAUAAUGGACGGGGUGUCAUAAUUACUGGGCUCCCCUUCCCACCGCGCAUGGAUCCACGCGUGAUUCUCAAGAUGCAGUUCCUUGAUGAGAUGAGGCGCUCUCAGGGAUCUGCUGGACUGUACUUAUCUGGUCAGGAGUGGUAUCGGCAGCAGGCCUCUCGAGCUGUUAAUCAAGCUAUUGGCAGAGUGAUCCGGCACAGGAAUGAUUACGGCGCUAUUUUUCUCUGUGAUCAUAGGUUCAGUCAAAGUGAUGCCCGGGCACAGCUUCCCUCUUGGGUUCGCCCAUAUGUACGGAUAUACGACAAUUUCGGCCACAUUAUACGCGACGUUUCCCAGUUUUUCCGAGUGGCACUAAAGCUUAUGCCAACCCCUACCCCAAAAAAUGAUCAGAAAGCAGGACCAGUACCUCUGAUUGGCUCCGACUACCAGUCUCCAAGGCCAAUGGCGCAAUCAAGCACCCGGGAGGCCCUGAGGAAAGCCAAGAACCUGGACUCGCAUGUGCCCAGCUUGAAGAGGAAGAGAGAUGAAUGCAGCAGUGAGAUGGUCCCAGGCUCAGUGUGUGAGGCGUACAAGCAGGAGAUGCCGUUAAGUAGUCAUCGCCCAGCAGGACUGUUGGAUGCACUAGAGCACAGUGAGAAGAGGGUGCAGGAGGAUAAGGCUGGAGAGGAGAAGGUCUCCCGGCUUUCAACUCUCUCCCUACAGUACGACAAGCGCCUGGCUGACGAACAGAGAGGUGGGAAGCGUAAGAUAAAGAUUGUUCAGAACCAGGCCCCAGAAGAGACUUGUCCAUCGGACCAGAAAAUGACCAGUGCGUCCUUGUUCUUGGCAUCAGUGAAACAGUCCCUGAGUCAGGAAAACUACAGUAUUUUCAUGGCAGCCAUGGCGGAUUACAAGAAGAACAAUGACCUGCAGCAACUGAUAACUCACCUGCGCUCUCUGUUCUGCCAGGACACUGCCAAGUACAACCUUCUACGAGGUUUCUAUCAGUUUAUCCGACCUCACCACAAGCAUGAGUUUGAAUCUGCCUGUAAAGACUUGACUGGGAAGGGCUGUGGAUAUAAACCUGAGCACAGUGUCCCACGGGCUGAGAGAGAGAAGGCUCAGUGUGCAGCUGCAGUGUCAGAGUCCAAAGUCACCUUCUCAGAGGGAUCCGCUCAACAUCUCAACCAUGGGGGAGGACACCUGAGUACUGACUCAAUAAAAGCCCCUACAGGUAACUGUCCCGCGGGGCAGGCAGGACAAAGCCAGGUGUCUAUGUACUUAAGCCGGGUGAGGGAGGCUCUGGGUUCCAGCAGUUUCCAGCGCUUUACAGCAGCCCUAUCUUCCUACAAGAAAAGCGACAGCUAUGAGGGAAUGGUGUGUGAAAUUGCUGCCUUGCUAACAGGUCAACCGGAGCAUUAUGCUCUACUCAGAGAAUUUCACAGGUUUGUCCGUCCCCAUCAUAAAAAGAUGUUCAAUACUCUCUGUGAGGAGCUGACCGGGUUGGGCUACUGCCCCAAGAAGCCACAAGUUCUACCCCCAAAUGAGCAGGCGGGGCCCUCAGACCGAGUUACACACAACAAAGUAAUUAGUGGCCGACCAUGUGACAGUGAUUUUCAGAUGUCAGUGCCCAGCUCGGGAGAUGGACAGAAAGGACACUUUAAAGCAGAUCACACCCAUGCCCCAGAUGGUGAGCCAAUCAGAGCACCCAGAUCAGAUCUUCCCCCCCUUCCCUAUGUGCCUCGUGCAGGUGUCUGUUGGCUCUGAAAUAUUGUGGCAGUUGGAUAUUAGCGGAAUGGAGGUGGUGGAAAGGAUAAGGAACAGGAGUUGGACAGGAAUACGAUUGGACAGUACAACAACUGCCUUUACUCAUAGGAGCCGGGGGUGCGGAAGAAAAUACUUGCAGUCCUGGGUAUGAGCUUCUGCAGGUAUAUAUUAUUGUGCACAGGGGGAAGUUCUGUGCCAGGGUUUCAUUUGUGGAGUAAAAUUAAGAAGCAGAAAGCUCAGACACUUUUGUGGUACCAGGUGCUGUAAUGGGAGACCUGGUCCUGCGACAAGGGUCAAAAAAGAAAGUACCAGCAGCAUGCUGAAAACUGAAGUAGAGUAAGUUUUAUUUAACCCAAAAACAUACAAAAAAAGGGACAAUGUUUCCAGCCACCAGGGGCUGCUGGUACUUCCUUCAUUCGUGGUGUAGCAAACAGGGAGCACCAUUUUCUCGUUGUGUUGCCCAGUGAGAAGCAAUGAACUGUGCCACUGGCAUUAAGUAGCACCAGAAAGGCAAUUAUUUCAUGUUGUAUUCCCUGCUGCGUCACUGCCCAGAUAGGCAAUUCCUGGGGUAACUAAGACUGGUAUGAGGCUAUUUUCCAGGAACAUGGGCCUGGGCGCAACAGUCUGUGCAUGGUCACAUGGUAUACACGACUGUGGUAUAAUAGAAUGGAGCACUCCAUAUAAACUACUUAUUUCAGGUCCUGUCCUCUGUAUCACAUGGUAUAACCAAAUCAGUGAAGCUAUGAGUUACUCCGGUGCUGCCCCACCCAGAGAAGACAUGAUUGGAUCAGAUUUCCUACCUGCACAUUGAACUGAACCAAUCACCCUGCAUGGGCACUAACCGAAAGGAACAGGCCUAUCAUAUAUAAUAUUUAGAAAUACAAGGGAGAGAACAGACCCCUGAGAGCCUCUUAUAUAAUUACCCCUUGCACUCAAGAUAAACAAUUAACCGCAGCCCCCUGGCAAGUGUGUCUGUCCCUCAGCAACCUGGAGAUCUACAGGUUUCCUGGGUAACUGCUGAGCUCAAUGGAAGGGGCUGACCCCUUGUGACUCCCUGCUACAAUACAAUGCCUACACCAUAAGCUUUUGGAUGUGUUGUCCAAUAGCAGCUGCUGCUUUCUAAUGCCAUAGAGGUGAUCAUGAUUCCACCCACUCCCACUGGUGCCAAUAUCUGCCUUCACUUUGGGUUCUUCCAUAUGUUGGUACUACUUGUCCCUAUAGCACAGUUAUCCCCCUGCCUCCUUGUCCUGAGAGCUCAGCUCAUUGGAUAAAAUCUCCCCACUUUGACUGU